AUGGAGAACGAGAUCCCUCUACCUCCCCCGCCUCGUAUCCGCCACCGCUCUCCAACAAAGACCGCGCCCGCCUCCUCCGGUGCCGGCUCCUUUCGCAAGACCUACCAGCUGUCGCGCUUCGAUGACCGUUCCAGCCAACCUUCCAGCGACCCCGCGUUCUUCUCGAGCGACGACAUCCCCGCCUCCGGGCUAGAGAACUACAAUGCGCCCGUGGCUUCGGGGAGUCGGAAACGACGAUACCGAGGCACGUGGUGGGGGGAAAUGGUGAAGGAUCCGAAGCGCAAGCGGGCGGAUUUCAAAGACAAGCGCAUGGUCGAUAGUGGUGUGUGGAUGGGUAGCGAUGAAUCUGGUGCCGAUUCGCUGCUGCCCUCGGAAGAUGCGGCUUGGGGGGAGGAUUUGUUGAAGGAUACGAAGAGUUCGGGAUUGGGGUUGAGACCCCUGGGGCAGAUGACGGUGCAGCAACGGGCUCCCUUCCUGAGGUCGGAAGAGUCGAGGGAGCAUCAGUUGGCGCGGGCCAUUGUCAAUGAUUGUCUGGAAAAGGGGCAAGACAGUGUUGACUUAAGUAGUGGAAAUUUGCGCACAAUUCCCUGGGGCUUGCUGCGACCAUUGCAACACCUUACAAAGCUACCUGCUAUAAAGGAGCCCCCAAUCUCCGAAGAGGUUUACAGCUCACUCGAACCUUUUCUGCGCCUGUUUCUGGCGGGAAACUCGCUUACAGCUAUCUCCGGCGAGCUAUUCGAUCUGGGAUCGCUCAAAGUGCUCAGUUUGCGGAAUAACAAGCUGACAGAAAUUCCUCCAGCGGUCAGGAAACUGACCAUGCUACAAGAAGUCAAUCUUUCGGUCAACCGCCUGAAGUGUCUCCCCUGGGAAUUCCUGUGGCUGAUCAAGAAAGGCGACUUGAAGCACUUGACAGUCCGGCCGAAUCCGUUGCUGCAGAUCGAAGAGGCAGAUAUUGCCCAAUGGCAUUCGCCUGAGGGAACAGACCCAGACUCUCCCCAAGGAGCUCUAAGGCUCUGCGAGUAUCAAGGGCCCGCGCCGGAAGAAGCCUGGGCCCCAAUCCAUGUGGCUACCGGCCGCGUGCGUCGCUUUAACAUGGAGGGCCUGCCAGUUGGAGAGGGUCAAACCAACACCCUGUACAUGAACAGACCAACCGAACCCCAGUCCGAGUCUCGGGUUCCUUCCCUGCGCGAAGUGUCUCUUCUUUCUUUCAACAAAUCCCCGUUCUUCGAUCAGAUCCCCGACUCGGAGAUGGAGGACUACCCGGAACUCAUCCUCCGGCUGCUCCGCCAGGCAAGGGCCGUCCGGGACGGCGGGGGACGGUCCUGCUCAGUUUGUCACCGGAGUUUCGUGAUCGCUCGCACCGAAUGGAUUGAAUGGUGGGAUUGCAGCACGUACGAGAACGGACUGAAGGGACCGCGGUGUCCAGGCGAGACACUCCGGCCUCUCCCAUUCCGUCGAUUGGGGUGCAGCCCGCUGUGCGUCCCUGCGGCGGAGCAUUUCCAGCCAGACGAGGUGGACACUCGGUUAGUGGAUUCGGAGCAGUAA
This is a messenger RNA of Aspergillus melleus, 1545 nucleotides long. Its product is annotated as leucine-rich repeat domain-containing protein. The coding region runs from base 1 to 1545 and encodes 514 amino acids. Gene Ontology annotation, molecular function: protein binding. The transcript has 2 exons. Lineage: Eukaryota; Fungi; Ascomycota; Eurotiomycetes; Eurotiales; Aspergillaceae. The record is from RefSeq and is a predicted model, not a curated record.